UAACAGUUCAAACCUAAAAUCAAAACAAAGUGGUCGAAAAGUUUAGUGCUAAGUGUUUUCGUCGCUGCCUAGAUUAUAAUUUUAUUUCGAACCAUGGGGUCAGAUUUAUUUGAAGUUAAAGCAAUGCUUCGAAGUAUUUUGAUAUCUUCACCAGUUGUCCUUAACGUUUCUGAAUUAGAUAACGAUUUCAGAGAACAAGAAGGAAUAGGUAUUCCUUUUGGUAAACUUGGUUACAAAUCUUUGUUGGAAUUUUUGAGAUCUAUUCCGGAUGUAUUAUUAGUGAAAGGUGAUUCAAAGUUUUCUGAAAUUGUUCUAAUAGAAUCUGAAAAAUCGUCACACGUGAAUAACUUAGUUAUGAAACAAAAAUCGAGUUGUAAACGAGGAAAUUUUUUUUCUAAACGCCGCAAAAGUGCCAGGAGUCAAGGUGUUUCUACAAAAAACUGCAAGAUCCCAACUUACACCACUUCAGACUCCGCUGUAAAGGGCCGAUCACAUAAUGAAGAAAACAUAAGACAUGAUGAUGGAUAUUCAAGUCAAAUAUCAGGUGUUAAUAGUAAUAAGAAUACUAACCGUACCGCAUAUGAGACUGAUUCCCUACAAAAUAAUAGUACAAAUACUAAUAUGCGAAGUGCAUCACAGAAACAAAGUGCAAAUGGAAAAACUCCCCCAAAAGAUGAUAAAUUUAAGUUCAAUCAGAUGAAAAGUAUACCAUCUAAACAUAGUACACAUGAAAAAAUUCAUACAAAUAAUAAUGAAUUCAAAUUCACUGAGAUGAAAACUACAGUACCUAAAAAUAGUUCCAGCAUAUAUUCAAAAGCUCAAAGACUGAUAAGUGAAAAAAAGGAAGUAGAAAAUUUUCCAACAAAGAGAGGCACACAACGUUUUUCUAGCCAUAAAACAGUUAAAGAGAGUUCACACCUUAUCAACAGAACCAAACGCAAAGAUUGUUCUUUGAUUGAGUUAAGUUCUCCAUCUCCAGACAACUUUCCUAUUAUAGAUGUUUCUUUGAGGGUUAGCAAGAAACAGGAGAAUAAAAGUUAUUGGAGUGGAGGAGUUAUAAGAAAAUCAAUAGAGAAGAAUAAUACAUUUGAAUAUUGCAGCGAAGCAGAAAAUAGUUCUGAAAGGAACAAUAGAUCCGGUUGGAGUACUGGAUCAGGUGAUCUUAUGCACAGUUUAUUGAAAAAAAAGUCCAAAUUAAUAGAGAAAAAUGAACGUAAUAAUGAAAAUAGAAUACACAGGAAAGUAAAGAAUUUUAUCCCAAAAAAUGUGCAGUGCAAUCUUCAAAAACUGAUAUCAGGUUUUCCGGAUGGAAUUUGGUGCUCGGAAUUGCCUGUAGCGUAUAAAAAUUUGAUGGGUAAAGAAUUAUGUUUCGAAAAUUACGGUUACAGAUGUUUGAUUUAUAUGUGCUUUGAUUUGGAGGAUAUUUUUCAUUGUGUCAAGGAAUCUCCAUCUGAUUAUAAACUUUAUGAUGCAAGAACUCCAAUGCCUAAGUCUUUUUUUUCGCAGUACACCGAGGAAGAGGAAAGUUUCGAAGAACCCACUUCUCCAGAACCCAUUGCAGCUAUUCCUGAUAUGAAAUGGGGCUCCUUCGAUACCUUUCUACCAGAAGAUGCAAUAAAAUUAGGAUUUAAAAUAGAAAGGCUACAAGCCUGCGAUGUGUUAGAAGUGGGUAUGAGUGUCAGUGUGAUUGUUGGAGAGAUCUAUGAUAUAUCCAAAUUUUGGAUCAUCUUGGAUAAUUUGAAUUUGGAAUACUUGAUGCGUGAUAUGCAAUGUUUUUAUCAAGACAAUUACCAGCGGUACUUAGUACCAAGAUCUCUCUUGGUGGAGGGACUUCAUUGUGUUGUUUUAUAUAGAGACAAAUUUCAUAGGGCUGUUAUUCUCAAUGCGAUGCCUGAUGAAGAAUUCUUGAAAGUUUACUAUUUUGAUUAUGGUACUCUAGCAAAGGUUUCAAAAUCAGAGGUUUGGUUUUUGACUACUGCAUUCAGUGAACUGCCUAGUCAAGCUAUAAGAAGUAGACUUUCUGACAUAUAUCCACCUCAUAAAGGAGUAACAUGGUCCCCAUAUGCCAAUCAUGAAUUCAGCAGGCGAACUUGCAUGAAAAAACUAACCGCAGAAAUUGGAAGGGUAGACAAAAUUAAAAACUUGGCAGAUAUAAAAUUGAGAAACAGCGAAUUUUAUAUAAGUGAUAUAUUAGUAGAUCUCAAAUAUGCAAUUUACAUCAACCAAAGUCAAGAAAAACAUAUUGAAGAUCCCAAUUGCAAAUCAAGAGUGCAGUUCAUCCACCUUUUCCCCACCUUUGACGAAAUUGAGAACUGGGUAGUGCCAUCCCUGGAAGAAGCUUCAGAUUUUUUGAAUACAUCCGUUACGGCAGAUUUCCUGUUUUCCCAAUAUUUCAGCAGAAUUAGUCAUGAAGAUUUGAUUGAUAGCAUUGAGGAAAAAAUGGAAAUCACUUCAAAAAAAAAGAAAUCAUUGACGAAAUCUUUCAAACCUGAAGAAUUGUUAACUGUGCAAAGUACAGAUGAGAUGAAUAAGAUGGCUUAUGGAGUACUAUAUGUAUCAGAAACUACAACUGAAGACUGUGGAAAAGAUAUUAAAAAAAGUUGCGGAUAUGAUGAACAAAAUGAGUUCAUGUCUAAAAGAAUAAUUGAUAUAGACAAUGAUGAAGUAUUGAUAGGGAUACUGAGACAAACUAGGAUGAAAAAAUCGUUAUCAUUGGAUAAAAAUCAAUACGUAUCGGAGUCCAUAUUCGACAAAAGUUCCAUCAAUUCUUCAUUACAAAGCAAAGGAAUGGUCAAAGAAGAACAAAAUUCAAUCUUCAGUGAUUUUGUGAAGAAACACCCAUCACGGCAUGAGAAAGUUCUGAAAGAGUUCUCUAAUUUGGCGGAACUUGAAAAAUACUUAUCAGAGGAUUCUUCAAGUAAGAAAUCAUCAUCUAACCUGAUAGAUUUGGACGUUGAGCUCAGCAGUCCUGUUGUGUCCACCACAAAUCUUUUUAUGAACAUUGAAUUGCAAACGAAUCUGACAACAUUGGAGAGAAACGAGGAUAAAGAUCAAAAAUGUCUAUUGUCCAGCUACAACGAUUUUGACCAAAGCACAUUGGAAAAUCCCCUAGAUUUUCCUAUACCAGACAUCCCUUUACCGGAUUUAAUCCGAUUUGAUGAAGAACCAUGUUUUGCAGUCACAAGUACAUCCGAUCCACAGGAGGGCUCACAAUCUACUAAACUCAUUUUCGAUGUUUGUGGUUCAGAUUUUGGCGAUGCUGAUGAUGAAGAUUCAGAUGAAAAACUGAAAUCUAUUGAAUCCUGUCAAUCAAAAGUGUCCACUUAUGAAUCACAAUCUAUGAACAGUAAUGACGACAGUUCUAACAGUAACUCCCACCAGGAAAAUAGUGUGCAGAAAAAUGAUUUCAAUAUGGAAUCAUCAGAAAGGAAAUACAUGACUGAUACUUUCUCUUCAUUCAGAUUCAAUGAAGAUUCUGUUUUAACUGAACAUGACAGAUUGGAGAUGCUGGAAAAUCAAACUUCCUCUAAUAUUUCCGUCGAAACUAUCAAACCGUAUCACAAAAAUACGUACCAUACUGAUCACAACCAUCAAAAUGAAGUGGGGUAUCAUGAUCCGGCCCCUAUAAUUCCAAACUAUGCAGCUGAGGAGUCUGUACAGAAUAUUUUUAAUAAAUCCCAAACAAAUAGUGCAGCCAAUUUAUCUCAUUUCUGUCAGCCUAAAGACUCUAAUGUUCACGAUUUAUCAGAUACUAUUUCCGAUUUCAAUAAUUUGAAUAUUAAUAAUGGUAAACUAAAUACAUCAACUCCUAUUUUGAACCAAAUUGCAUUGACUGAAGAUAAGAACACUUUGGAUGAAUUUGAUGUUCUUCAUCAUUGUCCGACAUCAAAUCCCACAUUAUACUCAAAGGAUGAAGCAGCUGUGUCAAGACUUAGUUUUGUGCCUGGUGAAUGUAUGACUCAAGAAUCACGAACUUCUCAGUGUGAAGCAGACUGCAGUGGUUCCAUUUAUUGUAAAAGUGCCAAACAAGUACCUAUAGAAGAAGUAAAUUCCAUUAACGAAGUGAAUGGUGCUGAUGUAAGCUAUUCAAAUUCCACUCUCCACCAUACUAGCGAUGUAGCAUCUCAGUUUGUGAUUUAUGAGAAUACAAUAGGUUUUACUUCAUCAGAUUUUGUUCCUAAUAAUAUAGUACACCCUAUGAUAUCACAUGUACAAACUCAAGCAUUUCGAGGUCCCCAGAAUAUGUUGCAGCCUCGUACAAUGAUGGUUAGACCACCACCUGGAUUCAUGCCAAUAUUACCUUAUGGUCAUCCUAGCUCAUUGCAUCCUUUUGGAACACAAUAUUCUUAUGUUAAUCCAAUCAAUGUUCCCUCUAUUCCAGGCCACUUUCUGUCUAUUCAGCAACAGGAGAUUCUCUCCAGAAGCUAUAACAAUCAUCCUAUUGUCAUAUUCAAUUAUAAUUUUUUACCACAUUCAGAUUCAACGAGCACUACACAAGAAAAGUGAAGUGGAUAUUAUAAUUGGAUGGUUGUUAUCAUAUUGAUGCAAAAAUAGGUUGUUGUGUAUUUAUUUUUGGUCAUAUGUUGUAUGUUUGUAAAUUUUUGGAUCUGAAUGAUAUUAGUUGAUAAAAUAGUAACAUAAGGAUUUUGUAUAU
Coccinella septempunctata (seven-spotted ladybird) is the source of this 4654-nucleotide messenger RNA. RefSeq lists its product as uncharacterized. The record is from RefSeq and is a predicted model, not a curated record. The transcript is spliced from 4 exons. Lineage: Eukaryota; Metazoa; Arthropoda; Insecta; Coleoptera; Coccinellidae. The coding region runs from base 94 to 4506 and encodes 1470 amino acids. Gene Ontology annotation, biological process: spermatogenesis.